This is a messenger RNA of Verruconis gallopava, 1703 nucleotides long. RefSeq lists its product as uncharacterized. The coding region runs from base 367 to 1389 and encodes 340 amino acids. The record is from RefSeq and is a predicted model, not a curated record. The transcript has 3 exons. NCBI's taxonomy places the organism in Eukaryota, Fungi, Ascomycota, Dothideomycetes, Venturiales, Sympoventuriaceae.
CGUCAUCUGCUGGAGAUUUGCUUAAAAUCACGUCUGCCUUCUUCUUGCACCGCCCGACAUACCUCAACAAGCCAACUUCGAACUUUUAUUUUUCUUCUCUUCGCCGUCACUCCUUAUUCCGCGUGUCGAACACUUCUCUCCUAGCACCCUUCGAAGCCUGUUGCGAGCUUUCCGUGCUUGUGGCACUCUGCUUUGGAGGAGCGGAAACCCUCCACCCUCCGGGACAUCCAAAGGCCCGUAUCUGAUCCUCCUCUUCCCAUCUCGCAAACCCGCUUUACCCACACGCCUCCGCGAGGCACGCUUUCGUAGGGCCGCCACGCCGCCCGCGCCUUUUCUGUUUUUGUAUCUUCGCACACAGACCGAACGAUGACGAGGUCGCUCUCGCCGGCGCAUCGGCUGCUCGCGGCGUCGUCGUUGCUGGCGUCGCUUGCCGCCGCAACGCUCAACUUCAACUGCAAGGACGUCGUCUCGCAGCGGGUGACCUGGGAUCUGAGCGAGCUAGGCGGUCCUCGUAUGGUGCACUGGGUCAGGGAGAUCGAGCCGGCCACGCACAAUUUCACCUUCACGCUGGACAUCUGCAAGCCGUUGAGGAAGCACAAGGGCCAGGAUCCGCAUGAGCUGUGUCCCGGCAACACCAGAGUAUGCGGUGUCGAGUACGUGACGAACAACUACGACAACGUCACCGCCGUCUCACAGGUUGUCCCCAUUGCGGGAGACUAUCACUUGAUCAACGGGCAGCCGCUGGAGAGCGAGGUCUACCGGUUAAAGGGAUCGGGCUCGAACGCCGACUCGAACAAGGAGGGCGUGCGGGUCGAGCUAAGCGGCGGCCGGGAGCAGCUGACGGACGAGAAGGGGAACAAGAAGAUGGGCAAGAAGCAGAAGGCCGUGAUCGAGUUCCUGUGCGACCCAAGCACGGACGGAAAGGACACGGAGGUGGACGAUCGGCCGGAGGAGGACGGGGACGAGAAGGAGGAAUCGACGCUGCGACGACGCGACGAGGAGGCGCCGGAGGAGAAGCCGGACGCGAAGCAGAAGAGCCUGCGCUUCCUGAGCUACAAGGACGAAAACAUCAGGGGCGAGGACUGGGGCGUGCUGAGGUUGGAGUGGAGCACAAAGUACGCGUGUGAGAACGCCGUCAACGAGCCCAAGGAAGGCGACGGCCACUGGGGCUUUUUCACUUGGCUGAUCAUCAUCGUCUUCCUCGCGACAGCAGCAUAUCUCAUCUUCGGUUCCUGGCUCAACUACAAUCGCUACGGUGCACGUGGCUGGGACGCUCUUCCUCACGGCGACACCAUCCGCGAUCUGCCCUACAUCAUGUCGGACUUUGGACGCAAGGUCACCAACACAAUACAAGGUGGCGGGUCACGGGGUGGAUACAGCGCUGUAUAAUCGAGUUCCCACGGCAUUCUCUUUUUUCUUUUUUCUCAAAGGCAUACAUUGCAUUCAAUUUGUUUUUUUUUUUUUCUUUCAUUUUGUUCUGGGUCUGACUCGGAGGGCGCAGCGAGCUUGGUUCGGAUCAUAUGUUAUAAUGUACUUAAGAUUGUGUGUGUACGUUGGGUUUCCUUUUUUUUUUUAACACCUGCGGGAAACUGUUUUCUUGUAGGGUUUCGACGCUGCGUCCGAGGCCAGGAUAGCGGAAAACUAGACGGUACAUGAAGCUAUUCGGAAUCAAAAUGAAAAAGAAAGCCCCCUUUGUAAGAUCA